AUGUUCGGUGGAGAUCUUGACGACGAUGUUGAUAACCGUUACGAUGAGGACAUGGACGACGACAUGGCCAAUGUCGAUGUAGGGGACGAUGAGGAGGAGGAGAUGGAAGAGGAGCCGGAGGGUGAAGAUGAAGAUGCCAUCUCUCCUGAGCUUUGGCAGGUAAGGUUUUUGGUUUUUUUGAAAGACAGGGCUUAUAAUCUUUUAAGAAUAUGGUGAAAGGUUAUUCUCAAUUGUAAAAUUAAUAGUUUUGAAGCCAGAGAACUUUGUUUUACAUUAAACUAUGUUGUUAUAUCUAGCUGACAAGCAGAUUUCAUAACUUGAAUUUUAGGAAGCAUGUUGGGUGGUAAUCUCUGCGUAUUUUGAUGAAAAAGGUUUGGUACGACAACAGUUGGACAGUUUCGAUGAAUUUAUUCAAAUGAUCGUUCAGAGGAUCGUUGAAGAUUCACCUCCAGUUGAACUUCAGAGUGAAAGUCAGAACUUUGGUGGUAAGUUGUUUUAUUUGUAAUUUUUUUGUUUUUAGGUCCGUAUUUUACCUUAUAAACAUUUAGUUGAAUCUGAAUUCGAAGUGUUGGAAAGCUAUUUUAGUUUAAAAGCUUUAAAUUGGGAAAAUUCCUCAAAUUACCUUGUUUUAGGUGAUAUCGAGCAGCCGACAAUGUUUUCUCUAAAAUUCGGCCAAAUUUAUCUCUCCAAACCAACACAUUGGGAAAAGGACGGAGCACCGACCGGUAUGAUGCCUAAUGAAGCUCGUUUGAGAAACUUAACUUACUCGUCACCACUUUAUGUUGAUAUUUCGAAGACGGUAACUCGUCCAGGACAAGAACCAGAAGAAACCAGAUACAACAAGAUUUUCGUCGGUAAAAUCCCAAUCAUGUUGAGAUCGUCGUAUUGUAUGUUGGCUAACAUGAAUGAUCGUGAUUUGACCGAGCUGAAUGAAUGUCCUUUGGAUCCUGGAGGUUAUUUUGUUAUCAACGGGUCUGAGAAGGUGUUGAUCGCUCAAGAAAAGAUGGCUACCAACACUGUUUAUGUUUUCAGUGUUAAGGAUGGUAAAUAUGCGUACAAAACUGAAUGUAGAUCUUGCUUGGAGAAUUCGAGGUGAGAUUUUGGGGGAGUUUAUAUUAUUUAGGUUAUUAUGUUGGAAAAGUCGAUAUUAACCGCGUUAUCUUUGAACUUUUUUUUGAUUUUGUGAUAAGUGUAUUAACCUUAAAUGGUUUAAAGUAGAAGUAAAGGAUUAGAUAUAUUCUAAAAAUCUUCAAGUCUAUGUUAGAAUGAAUGAAUUAUAUUAUCCAUGACAUCUUUUAAUAAUAUUUCUUUAGUCGACCAGCUUCAACUCUCUGGGUCAACAUGAUGGCCAAAGGUGGUAAACAAGGAACCAAAGCUUCGAUGGGACAACGAAUGAUUGCCAUUCUGCCCUACAUUAAACAAGAAAUCCCUGUUAUGAUCGUAUUCAGAGCUCUGGGAUUCGUUUCUGAUUUGGACAUUUUGGAGCAUAUUAUCUACGAACAAAACGAUCCGGAAAUGGUGGAAAUGGUCAAGCCGUCCUUGGAUGAGGCUUUCGUAAUUCAAGAACAACAAGUUGCUCUCAACUUUAUUGGUGCCAGAGGAGCGAAGCCUGGUGUCACGAAGGAACAGAGAAUCAAGUAUGCCAAGGAGAUUCUGCAGAAGGAAAUGUUACCUCACGUGGGGGUUUCUGAACAUUGUGAAACGAAAAAGGCGGUGAGUUGGUGGAUAUGGAUUGUACUGCAAUAUUGUUGGUAGAAAAAGUUUGAAAUUAUGCUAUUUUAGUUAUUUUUGGUGACUUUUUGGCCUAAAAUUGUGAUUUUUGGCUUAAAAUAGCAAUUUUUUGAGGUUUCGUUGCUAUUUUUUUGAAAAAUGUAGUGCGUUUUUAAAAAAUAUUGCCUAAAAUAAUAUUUUCAGUACUUUAUCGGCUACAUGGUUCAUCGUCUCCUCUUGGCCGCAUUAGGUCGCCGAGAAUUGGACGAUCGUGAUCAUUUAGGCAACAAGCGUCUUGAUCUAGCCGGCCCUCUCCUCGCUUUCCUGUUCCGUUCCCUGUUCAGGAAUCUGAUGAAAGAAGUCCGGCUUCUAGCCCAAAAGUACAUUAAUCAGAAGCACGACUUCAACCUCGACGUGUGUGUCAAAACAACUACAAUCACUCGUGGUCUGGCCUACUCUUUGGCCACUGGAAACUGGGGCGACCAGAAGAAGGCACAUCAAGCUCGAGCUGGAGUGUCACAAGUACUGAACAGACUGACAUACACAGCUACAUUGUCUCACUUGAGAAGAGCCAACUCACCGAUUGGCAGAGAAGGCAAACUGGCCAAGCCUCGACAACUUCACAACACUCAAUGGGGCUUCGUAUGUCCGGCUGAAACCCCGGAAGGACAGGCUGUGGGGUUGGUGAAGAACCUGGCUUUGAUGGCCUAUAUCUCGGUCGGAUCGCUGCCUGAACCGAUUCUGGAGUUUUUGGAGGAAUGGAGUAUGGAAACGUUGGAGGAGGUUAGGAUAAUAUAAUUGAAAAAUGUGUAGAUUGUUAUUAGGUUGUUCACAUAAUUCUGUGCCCUUUUCAAAGCAAGUUUUCGGGGUUAGGCACAGAAUUAUUUGGACAACCUAAUAUCAUUUCAUGUUUUUUAAAUGCAAUGUUCACAAUGCAUACUUAGACCUACUAUAACAUACCUUCAGGUCAGUCCCUCAGCCAUUUGUGAUGCCACCAAGAUCUUCGUCAACGGAGCCUGGGUGGGAGUUCACCGUGACCCCGACCUCCUCAUGAAGACCUUGCGGAAGCUACGAAGGCAAAUGGACAUUAUCGUAUCCGAAGUGUCCAUGGUCCGUGACAUCCGUGACCGCGAAAUCAGAAUCAACACUGACCCGGGCCGUGUCUGUCGACCGCUACUCAUCGUGGAAUCCGAAUCUCAAGAGUUGAGGUUGAAGAAGAGCCACAUUGAUUCGUUGAAGGACAGAGAAGGAAACAGUUUCACCUGGUCGGAUCUGGCUGCUAGUGGCGUGGUCGAACUGAUUGAUGCCAUGGAGGAAGGUAAGGGAGGAUUUGGGGGAAUUUAUAGCUUAAUAUUGAGGUAUAAAUGGUUAUUUUAGGCUUAAUGGGCUUAUGUUGAGGUAUUUUGUCAUUUUUUUACUUAAAUAUCAAAAAAUGAAGCCGUUUCUUAUUAAAAAUCUACCUUAAUUUUGAGAAAUAAAGCUAUUUUAUGUUAAUAUAAAGCUAAAAUUAGCUUAAAGCCCACCUUAAUAUCAGAAAAUCAACCAUUUUACCUUCAGAAACCUCCAUGGUAGCCAUGACUCCAGAAGACAUCAAAGCCGGCGGCUACUGCGAUACCUACACCCACUGCGAGAUCCACCCAGCCAUGAUCCUGGGCGUUUGCGCCUCCAUCAUCCCAUUCCCCGAUCACAAUCAAUCCCCACGUAACACCUACCAAAGUGCUAUGGGUAAACAAGCCAUGGGCGUAUACACAACCAACUUCCAUGUUCGUAUGGACACCUUGGCUCACGUACUCUACUAUCCACAGAAACCAUUGGUAACAACAAGAUCCAUGGAAUACCUACGUUUCAAUGAGUUACCAGCUGGAAUUAAUGCGAUUGUGGCUAUCUUGUCUUACACUGGGUAUAAUCAGGAGGAUUCGGUCAUUAUGAACUCGUCCGGUAUCGAUAGAGGAUUGUUCAGAUCGGUAAGGUGGCUAUGAAGGCCCAAAAACCAUUUUAUUGUAGCCAAAAAGCCUUGAAAAUGAUCUUAUUUUAGCUACUAACGCUUAAAAAUUAUUUUGUUUUAAAUAAAAAGGCUUAAAAACUACCUUAUUUUAGCCAAACCACCCUAAAACCGACCUUAUUUUAGGUGUUCUACCGUUCCUACCGUGAUCAAGAAGCCAACCUCGAGUACGGAAACCCGGAAAUCAUCGAAAAACCAACCAGAGAGAACUGCUCCGGCAUGAGACACGCCGCUUACGAAAAACUCGACGACGACGGUAUCAUAGCGCCCGGAGUGAGAGUAACCGGUGACGAUGUUAUCAUAGGCAAAACAAUCAGUGUCCCAGACGAAGAAGAUACCAACAGUACCACGAAAAAAUACACCAAGCGAGACUCGUCGACUUUCUUGAGGUAGGGAAUGGCUUUUGCGAUAGUUUUUGGGAAGAAAUGAUGACGGAUUGAGUUUUAAUGGUUUUCGUGGUGGGACCUAGAGAGGUUUGAAAAUUUGGGAUUUCGGGUUUUAAAAUGGGAUAAAUUAGUUAUUAAUUCUAUUAUUAUAGUCCUUGAUUUAUGAAAAAUAGAUUUUUUAGACUAAUUUAUACUUGUUGAGGUUUUCGUGAUGGGACCCAAAUUUAAAAUUAUUUUUGGCUUUUUUGAAGCUUUGGCAAUUGUAAACUAGUUUUAAAGGCCUGUUAUCUAUUUUCAAAGUCAUUUUACUAUGUUAAACUCAAAGUUUUCUAUUUCAGGUCCUCCGAAACAGGUGUAGUAGAUCAAGUGAUGUUGACCGUGAACACGGACGGUAACAAGUUCAUCAAGAUCCGAGUACGAUCAGUCCGUCUACCUCAAAUCGGAGACAAGUUUGCGUCACGGCACGGUCAGAAAGGUACGAUGGGUAUGAUGUACCGACAGGAAGAUAUGCCCUUCACGAGAGAAGGUAUUACUCCAGACAUUAUCAUCAAUCCUCACGCUGUACCAUCUCGUAUGACAAUUGGUCACUUGAUUGAAUGCUUGCAGGGCAAGGUAAGAUAUUAAUAAUAGUAAUUGUUUGAGGUUUUGAGAGGGUUUUGUGGCAAUUUUGGACUUGUUAUGGCAUGGUUAAUAUAAGUUUUUGGUCAAAAAUGAAGUUUUUUGGCAAAAAUUUUGAAAAAAGACGGGAGAAAGUUAUGAUAAGUAGUAUGAUAACGGCCAAAACAUGGUUUUUUAACUAGAAAAUUGUAGUAUAAAGCCAAUUGUUUCAGUUAUCAGCUAACAAGGGUGAAAUCGGUGAUGCCACACCCUUCAACGAUACAGUAAAUGUGCAGAAGAUCAGCACUUUACUAUCGGAGUACGACUAUCAACUGAGAGGCAAUGAAAUCAUGUACAAUGGACACACGGGCAGAAAACUGACCACUCAAAUCUUCCUCGGCCCAACCUACUAUCAAAGACUGAAGCACAUGGUGGAUGAUAAGAUUCACUCCAGAGCCAGAGGACCGGUUCAAAUGAUGAAUCGACAGCCUAUGGAGGGUCGUGCCAGGUAAGAGGGCUAUUUGUUUUGAGGGUAUUGGGGCUUAAAUUUCGUUUUUUGGUUUUCACUUGAUUGAAAUUGAAAAAUGACAAUGACUUUUUUUAACAAAGUUGAAAUAGCAGGAACUUUCUUUACAGCGCGAUGGUCUUGGGCCCUUAAAAUUGAAAAGGUUUUUUUAUAUUGUAGUAGCCUAAAAAUAUCAAAAAUUAAUUCUUAAGACUUUCUCCAUAUUGUACUAAAUUAAAAUUCAAAAUUUUUCAGAGAUGGAGGUCUUCGUUUCGGUGAAAUGGAACGUGAUUGUCAGAUUUCUCACGGUGCAGCUCAAUUCCUAAAGGAACGUCUAUUCGAAGUGUCAGAUCCGUACCACGUGUACGUCUGUAACCUCUGUGGUCUGGUCGUGGUAGCCAAUCAACGCACCAAUCAAUUCAAUUGUCAAGCAUGCCAAAACAAGACCCAAAUCUCUGCGGUCAGAAUCCCAUACGCUUGCAAACUGUUGUUCCAGGAGCUUAUGUCUAUGUCAAUUGCUCCUAGGCUUAUGACUAUUGCUUAG
Bursaphelenchus okinawaensis is the source of this 5744-nucleotide messenger RNA. Lineage: Eukaryota; Metazoa; Nematoda; Chromadorea; Rhabditida; Aphelenchoididae. The record is from the annotation of a GenBank genome assembly.